AUGACAAUUAUUAAUAUUAGUAAUAAUCAUAAUCACCAUUUAGUUAUAAUAACAGGAGCAAAUAGAGGAUUUGUUUUGGUUGGUAGAAAUUACGAUUCAUUAAAUUCAGUCAAACAAAAUAUUUUAAAUAAAGAAGAUGAUGAUAAAGGAGGAGAAGGAGGAACAGUUGUUGAUAUUAGGAUUAUCGAGAAUUUUGAUCUUGAAGAAAUGGAAAAUUUAAAUUCUAAUUUGGAAAGACUUUGGCAACAAAUUGAAGCAAAAUUUUUAAAAAGAUUAAAAUCCUCCUUGACAAAUCAACGUAUAAUUGUAAAUAUUUCAUCUUUACUUGCAAUAAAACCAACACCCAAUUGGGGAUUAUAUUGUAUGGCUAAAAGUGCCAGAGAUACUUAUCUAGCUGAAGGUAAUAACACCAAAACUUUAAAUUAUGCACCUGGGCCAUUGAACAAUGACAUGCAAAAACAAGUUAGAGAAACAAUUGGAGAUGUAGAACAAAAGACACUUUACACAAACUUUUUUAAUAAUAAUCAGUUGCUUGAUAUGAAUGAUUCCUCACAAAAACUU
This is a messenger RNA of Entrophospora candida, 561 nucleotides long. The record is from the annotation of a GenBank genome assembly. Lineage: Eukaryota; Fungi; Glomeromycota; Glomeromycetes; Entrophosporales; Entrophosporaceae.